AGUUUGAGAGGAGUUGUGGAUGCGUUGGCGUGUUUGUUUUACGUAAGUUUCAAUGGUUUUGUUGAAAACUGCUACGAUUUUAUCGACCUGGUAUAUCGGAUCUUAACAAGCUACUUUUUAUCAUUCUCUUUUGGUUGUGAAAAGACGCCAUGUUUUCUAGCGAUCGUCAUGGCCUGUUCAAAUGGGGACAUUGAAGUGGCCCUUAAAACGGGAACGUCCCCGUUUUGAACGAUAAAGCAGAAAACGAUAAAGCAUAAGAAGAACCAGUAGAAAUUGAAAAAGGAAAACAAAUAAUAAACAGAAGAAAGCUCAGUUCAAAAGUCUAGUGAACAUAAUCAGAGGAGGUAUAUCGGAUCUCUAAUUGAAGGGGGAGCUUCAGUACUGCUGCUGACAGGAUGCUCCGCUUUAAAUAAUGGUCUAGCAUUGACUCCACCCAUGGGGUGGAUGUCUUGGGAGCGUUUUCGGUGCAUAAUUGACUGCCAAAGGUUUCCUGAUGAGUGUAUAAGUGAUCGAUUGUUCAGAACAGCAGCAGACUUAUUGGUAUCAGAAGGGUAUGCAGAAGCCGGUUAUGAGUAUGUAAUUAUUGAUGACUGUUGGCUUUCCAAAGAAAGAGACAGAAAUAGACGCCUACAACCAGACCCCGAGCGCUUCCCUCAUGGAAUGAAGCAGUUAGCAAGCUAUAUUCAUGGGAAGGGAUUGAAGUUUGGCAUGUAUGAAAAUUGUGGGCCAACGACAUGUGAAGGCUAUCCCGGAAGUAUUAAUCACUUACAACUUGAUGCCCAAACCUUUGCGGAUUGGGACGUGGAUUAUAUCAAAUUUGAUGGCUGCUAUGUAGAUAUUAAAAUUUUGGAUAGAGGCUACCCUGCGUUUGGUUACUAUUUAAAUAAAACUGGUCGUCCAAUGGUGUAUUCGUGUAGCUGGCCUUAUUACUAUGUGGAAAAGGGAAAAAAACCAAAUAUGAAACAAGUUUCUAAACAUUGCAAUCUGUGGAGAAAUUACUAUGACAUCCAAGAUUCAUGGUCCGUUGUGCAAGCAAUAAUAAAGUGGUUUGGAGAAAAUCAUUAUGAAAUUGAUCAAUAUGCUGGACCUGGGCAUUGGAAUGAUCCCGAUAUGCUUAUAAUUGGUAAUUAUGGACUGAGCUUAGAUCAGAGUAAGACUCAGAUGGCUAUCUGGGCCAUAUUAGCUGCUCCUCUUAUAAUGUCCAAUGACUUGCGUACCAUACGUCCAGAAUUUAAAGACAUUCUGUUGAACCGGGAAAUUAUUGCCAUAAACCAAGAUGUUUUGGGAAUUCAAGGGAGAAGAGUGAAGAAGGAGAAGGAUAUUACAGUGUGGAUAAGACCUGUCACUCCAGUAGGUUAUACUCACUCUUACGCGGUUGCACUCGCCAGCAACAGAGUUUACGGUGACCCGUACAUAUAUAGCGUGAGGUUGAAUGAAAUCGGACUGACAAAUCCUGCAGGCUAUAAUUUUAAGGAUUUGUAUGGCGACAAAGAAUGUAUUUUAUACCCACAUCAAAACCUUACCGUGAGAAUAAAUCCAUCAGCACGGGUGGAAAAUCUGAAAUAUACUCGUACACAUGAUAAACCAAGGAAUGAAUAUUUGAAA
Messenger RNA from Gryllus bimaculatus (two-spotted cricket), 1605 nucleotides. The record is from the annotation of a GenBank genome assembly. Lineage: Eukaryota; Metazoa; Arthropoda; Insecta; Orthoptera; Gryllidae.